This is a messenger RNA of Penicillium paradoxum, 2202 nucleotides long. RefSeq lists its product as uncharacterized. Gene Ontology annotation, cellular component: fungal-type vacuole membrane. The transcript has 2 exons. Gene Ontology annotation, biological process: calcium ion transmembrane transport; intracellular calcium ion homeostasis. Lineage: Eukaryota; Fungi; Ascomycota; Eurotiomycetes; Eurotiales; Aspergillaceae. The record is from RefSeq and is a predicted model, not a curated record. Bases 1 to 2202 code for a protein of 733 amino acids. Gene Ontology annotation, molecular function: calcium:proton antiporter activity.
AUGUCCCCAUCUAUAGACCGGAUUCAAUCGUGGGCGAAAGCUCACGCGUCUUCUCGCAGCCUGUCAGACCAGACCUCCCCCGAACAGGGUGCCGACCUUGACACCACCGAAAAACCACCUCAAGAUGGACAAGUGAAUGUUCCAGUGGAGGAUCCUACUCCAGGGUCCGUCACGGAAAACACCUCCAAGCCGGGUCUUCUGAUCCGCAUGCGAAAUGGCUCCGGUCGUUUCUACCAACACACCAAGGAUGCAAUCUGCCACAGUUGGGUAAAUGUCCUGCUGGUCUUCGUACCAGUCGGCAUUGCAUGCGAGGCCGCGGGCCUCAAUCCAGCCAUCGUCUUCGCGAUGAAUGCUGUGGCUGUCAUUCCCCUGGCUGGACUGCUCAGUCACGCUACGGAGAGUGUUGCCAGUCGUCUUGGCGACACCAUUGGAGCAUUGAUCAACGUCACUUUCGGAAACGCAGUGGAGUUGAUCAUCUUCAUCAUCGCCCUGGUCAAGAAUGAGAUUCGAAUUGUGCAAGCUUCCCUGCUUGGCUCCAUUCUGGCCAAUCUGUUGUUGAUCAUGGGCAUGGCAUUCUUGGCGGGUGGUCUUCGCUUCCAGGAACAGAUCUAUAACAGUACUGUCACCCAGAUGAGUGCUUGUCUGCUCAGUUUGAGUGUGAUGAGUCUUCUUAUCCCCACUGCCUUCCAUGCCUCCUGGUCAGAUAUUGCCGAGGCCGAUCGAGAGACUCUCAAGGUCAGCCGUGGCACCAGUGUCGUUCUACUGUUGGUGUAUAUUCUCUAUAUCGUCUUCCAGUUGAGAACACACUCGUAUCUCUAUGCCAGCAUUCCCCAGGCCAUCAUUGACGAGGAAUCGCACCCCGGUGUCUUGGCCGACUUUAUGAACAGCUCGUCGGACUCCUCAUCGAGUUCCAGCGAGGAUUCAGACGAUACUACGACAUCAUGGACGACCGCUAAGCGCAUUAAGAGAGCAAUGAAAUAUCGCAGACAUCGUAAAUCAAGUACAAGCUCGAAGGGAACAGCAUCUCGCGAUUCCUUCCAGAAACGAGCCACGGCUUCCACAACAAAUGAGAACCAGACCUCGAUCCCUAAUUCCAUCGACAGCAACGAACACGCCAUCGAGCUCAGCGAGGAAAUCCGCUAUGAUGCUGACGAUGACGCAGUCCAUUCUCGCGACUUCGGCCAGCCUCUGGACCGUGGCAGCAGCAAAGGAAGCAAGAAGUCGAAGAGGCGGGAUCGCAAAAAGCGCAAGGCCCAGAAGGCAGCGAAGAAAGCUCAGAUCGUCGCACCCGAAGACAUCAAUCCUCCAACGAAUCAACGUCCAGCUAUUAUGGGCUUCCCAUCUGCUCCCACAUUCGCCAGCGUUGACGGCGCCGGCUAUGAUCUCCAGAAACGCCGCUCGCCUUUCGGCCCCAUCCCAGCCCUGCUUUCCAAUACCGUCUUCAGCUCCCAGUCCCCGGCAUCCUCACCUCAUGUCGGAACCGCCGCCUCGCGCCCAGGAAUCUCCCGCAGCAACUCGCUUCCCGCACAUAUUAGUCGUUUUCCGCCGGCCGGAAAUGCAGUGCAGUUCGCCCGCGGCGCUUCCCGUCUCACCGCGCCAACCGACGUCGUAGUCCCAGAGACAGCUUCUCAAGCCCCGGAACCCGAAAUGUCCCGCACCGCUGCCAUUGUAAUGCUUUUGCUGUCCACUGCUUUGGUAGCCGUCUGCGCCGAGUUCCUAGUUGACGCCAUUCCCGAAAUGAUCGCCAGCUCGAAUGUCAGCGAGGCCUUCAUCGGUCUAAUCAUCCUUCCCAUCGUCGGCAAUGCAGCUGAGCAUGUCACUGCUGUCAGUGUCGCCACUAAGAACAAAAUGGAUCUGUCCAUCGGUGUUUCUGUCGGUAGUAGUAUCCAAAUCGGUAAGCUCCUGUCCACAUCCAUCUCCAAUGUGUCAUCUUCUCACAACCCAUCAGCUAUCUUUGUCACACCCCUCGUCGUCAUCCUCGGCUGGUGUAUGGACAAAGACAUGUCCUUGUACUUUACUCUCUUCGAGACUGUCUGUCUCUUCGUGACCACCUUCGUUGUCAACUUCCUGGUCCUGGACGGCCGAAGCAAUUAUCUCGAGGGUGUCCUCCUGGUCGCAGCCUAUAUCAUCAUCGCUCUGUCUUCAUUCUUCUACCCGGACGAUAAUAAGUCGAGUCUGAUCGCUGGCUCUGGAGGCGUUUAA